Messenger RNA from Penicillium verrucosum, 864 nucleotides. Its product is annotated as ATP phosphoribosyltransferase. Bases 1 to 864 code for a protein of 287 amino acids. Gene Ontology annotation, molecular function: magnesium ion binding; ATP phosphoribosyltransferase activity. The record is from RefSeq and is a predicted model, not a curated record. Gene Ontology annotation, cellular component: cytoplasm. Lineage: Eukaryota; Fungi; Ascomycota; Eurotiomycetes; Eurotiales; Aspergillaceae. Gene Ontology annotation, biological process: L-histidine biosynthetic process. The transcript has 5 exons.
AUGGAUCUCGUCAACCACUUGGAAGGCCGUCUCCUCUUCGCCGUCCCCAAAAAAGGACGUCUGCAACAAGCAACCCUCGAUCUCCUCGCCGGCUGUGACGUCCAGUUCCGCCGCGAAACCCGCCUCGACAUCGCGCUGGUCAAGAACCUGCCCAUCGCGCUGAUCUUCCUGCCCGCCGCCGACAUUCCGACCUUCGUCGGCGAAGGCCGCGUCGAUCUCGGAAUCACUGGCCGCGACCAAGUCGCUGAGCACGAUGCCACCCUGCCCGCCGGCGAGGUCUCCGGCGUCGAGGAAAUCCUCGACCUAGGCUUCGGCGGCUGCAAGCUACAGGUGCAGGUCCCGGAGAAGGGUGAUCUCAAGGAGGCCAAGGACCUCGUUGGCCGCAACGUCGUGACCAGCUUCACUGCCCUCGCCGAUGCUUUCUUCCGUAACCUGGAAGGCGCCGAAGCUGGCCAGAAGCUCGCCACGAAGAUCAAGUAUGUCGGCGGUAGUGUUGAGGCUGCUUGUGCCCUCGGUGUCGCGGAUGGUAUCGUUGAUCUUGUUGAGUCCGGUGAGACUAUGAAGGCUGCCGGCCUGAAGGCAAUUGACACCGUUGUCUCCAGCACCGCCGUGCUGGUCAAGUCCCGCCAGUCCAACAGCGACAUCCUCACCCUCCUCACCUCCCGUCUGCGCGGUGUCAUCACCGCCCAGAAGUCACCCCCCGGUAAGCGUGCGCCUACUAUCACCGCGCUCGAGGAGGAGGGAUGGGUUGCUGUCAGCUCGAUGGUGGAGAAGAAGCGCAUUGCUACGGUAAUGGAUGAGCUGAUUAAGGUUGGCGCAAGUGAUAUCUUAGUUAUGAACAUUGCCAACUCGCGCACGGAUUAA